This is a messenger RNA of Neopsephotus bourkii (Bourke's parrot), 2397 nucleotides long. It is a transcript of the gene RNFT2, whose product is annotated as ring finger protein, transmembrane 2. Gene Ontology annotation, molecular function: ubiquitin protein ligase activity. Gene Ontology annotation, biological process: positive regulation of ERAD pathway. The transcript is spliced from 11 exons. Lineage: Eukaryota; Metazoa; Chordata; Aves; Psittaciformes; Psittacidae. Bases 730 to 2076 code for a protein of 448 amino acids. The record is from RefSeq and is a predicted model, not a curated record.
CUCCCUCCCGGGAAGCGAGGCCCGGCCGCUUCCGGCAGCCGCGGGGCGGGGUAGGCGGAAGCCGCGGAUGUGCGUGCGCUGAGGGGGUGAGGCCGCGCCGGGUGAGGGCGGUGCUGGCACCGCGGCCCGCACGGAUGCACCUGUUUGAGCACUAUGGUCAGGUGUCUUACAAUCACCCAGCUUGAAGGACCUGUGAUGACUUUGAAAUUUGGACCAUCUUGGAUUAUCUGAAGGACUCCAUGUGUGAGAUGUCUGCAUCCUCUUGAGCUUCCCUCUCUCCCAUUGUGGCACCUUGCAGCUCUGGUUAAACCUGUUCUUCAGUUUUGCCUUACAAAGCAAGUUUCUUCAGAAGAGGAAGAAGGGAUUUCACUUCCGCAGUGAAAUUGAUUCCAUGUCAUAUCAAGAGCUUCUCUGUUGUCCUCAAGUUCGUUAUCAGAACAUCUCAUCACAAACCUGCACACUCCUUGUGACAACUGCCAUAGGCUGCAGAAGGGGAUGGGAUGUGACUAGUUCCUGCCCUGCUUGGAGACCUCUGUAUGUGCUUCCAUUUGCCAGUUGAAUGCUGUUUCUUUGCAAGUGUGCUGAGAAACAACUGCAAGCUCACAGUGGCCUUUCAGAGAAGCCAGUGAUUUAUGCCAGCCAUGUCACUAGCUGAAUGGGUCUCACAACCCUUUGACUCUGUGGGCCUUUGUUAGGAGUCACCCUAGGAUCUGUUGACCUCCAACAUUAAUGUUGAGUGUGCUGUGCUUUAAGGUUUUGAGGAAAAUGCAGAGACGGCAUAGCAGCAACACUGACAAUGUUCCUCCUGAAAGAAACCGGAGCCAGACAGUGAGUUCUGAGACCAGCGUGGAUGAAAGUGGAGUCUUUGAAAGUCUGAAAGCUGAAGCUUCCUCACCACAACAGUUGUUCUCAGGCCUAGCAGGCAUCCCCUCAGGCACCAUCACAGCCACCCCGUUCCAGUCAGGUUUGGUCCUGGGCUCUUCAGCAGGAGGUGGGGAAGUAUUCAUUCAGAUGCCAGCCCCAAGGGAGGAAGGGAGCAGUCGAACAGAGGGAGCCCCGUUCCACCACCGGCAGUCAUCCCAUCAUUUCCACCAUGGCCAUCACCGGGGUUCAUCUCUGCUGCACAUGGCAGGAGGGGAUCGCCACGGGCACGCUGAGGAAGGCAGUGAUGAACAAGCUGGAACUCCAGCCCCAGCUCUUUCAGAGUUAAAAGCUGUGAUUGGUUGGCUGCAGAAGGGACUUCCCUUCAUCUUGAUCCUCCUGGCUAAAGUUUGUUUCCAGCACAAGCUUGGAAUUGCUGUGUGCAUUGGUAUGGCCAGCACAUUCGCAUAUGCCAACUCAACACUCCGGGAACAGGUCGCUCUGAAGGAGAAGAGAUCAGUGUUGGUUGUCUUGUGGAUCCUGGCCUUUCUCACUGGAAACACCUUGUACUUGCUCUACACAUUCAGCUCUCAGCAGCUGUACAACAGCCUUAUAUUUCUGAAACCCAACCUGGAGAAGCUGGACUUCUUCGACCUGAUGUGGAUUGUGGGCAUCGCAGACUUUGUACUCAAGUACCUCACCAUUGCACUGAAAUGCCUAAUUGUUGCCCUGCCAAAGAUCAUCCUUGCUGUCAAGUCAAAGGGGAAGUUUUACCUGAUUAUUGAGGAGUUAAGCCAGCUCUUCCGCUCCCUUGUCCCCAUCCAGCUAUGGUAUAAAUACAUCAUGGGAGAUGAUCCAUCCAGCAGCUACUUCCUUGGUGGGAUCCUGAUUAUCUUGUACAGCCUCUGCAAGUCUUUUGACAUCUGUGGUCGUCUGGGAAGUGUCAGGAAGGCGCUGAAGGUCCUCUGCACCCCACAGACCUAUGGAGUUCGUGCCACCAGCCAGCAGUGCACUGAGGCCGGUGACAUCUGUGCCAUCUGCCAAGCAGAAUUCAGGGAACCUUUGAUCCUGAUAUGCCAGCAUGUGUUCUGUGAAGAAUGCCUCUGCCUCUGGUUUGACCGGGAGAAGACCUGUCCUCUUUGUCGUUCUGUCACGGUUGAAACCCUGCGUUGCUGGAAGGAUGGCACCACCUCUGCUCACUUCCAGGUGUAUUAAAACCAUUACAAAUGCAAUAACGUGUGUGGACAGAAGACAAAGCUGGAAAACCUGGUGAUCCCAAGGCCCCUGUUUAGUAGCCCAUGGAUUUAUCUUAGUCUUUCUUCCACCUCUGUUUCUCCAGGAGCCACAGAACAAGAGCUGUUACUAUCCAGAAACUUUAUCCUUGGAGCCAAGGAAGAGGUGGUUUAUGUUAUGGCAAACUCCAUGGCUAAGCUACAGCCAAGAUUUUGUCUUGAACUUACGCGGUUGUAAACUGCCUGGGAUGUUUCCUUUAUUUCUCUCUUUUUAGUAUAGCUAAAUAUUGCAUGUCUAAGGCAA